GCGGGUGCCGACGCGGGGCGCUGGGCCGCCUGCCUGCUAGCCGGAGCCGGAGCGGAACGCGGCCUUCAGCUGCACACUCCCAGAGCGGACGCCGCGGACGCCGCAGGCCCGACUCCCGCUCCCGCCGACUGCGGCGCGCCGACCGGGAAGCCCGCGCGCCCAAGGGCUGGGACUUCGCCCUCCGCCCGCGGCUCGGGCGCUCUGGGCCGGCGCGGGGAGGCCGCGGGCGCCGCGCGUCUCGACGCGCUACGUCGCCGCCGCCGCCGCUUCCGCGUCGUUGACUUCCGGCCGUGCUGCCGCCAUUUUGCUCGCGCGGAAGCGCCGCAGCUGGGUGGGAGCCCCGGAGAGGGAGAGUCGCGGACGGUGUCGCCGCCGCCAUGCCGUCGUCGCCGCUGCGGGUGGCGGUGGUGUGCUCGAGCAACCAGAACCGAAGCAUGGAGGCGCACAACAUCCUCAGCAAACGAGGAUUCAGCGUCCGGUCCUUUGGAACAGGGACGCACGUGAAGCUGCCCGGGCCGGCGCCGGACAGGCCCAACGUUUACGAUUUCAAAACCACUUACGAUCAGAUGUACAGUGACCUUCUUAGGAAGGACAAAGAACUCUACACACAGAACGGCAUUUUACACAUGCUGGACAGAAACAAGAGGAUCAAGCCCCGGCCAGAAAGGUUCCAGAACUGCAAAGACCUGUUUGAUCUGAUCCUCACCUGUGAAGAGAGAGUCUACGAUCAGGUGGUGGAAGACCUGAAUUCCAGGGAGCAGGAGACCUGCCAGCCUGUGCACGUCAUCAACGUGGACAUCCAGGACAACCACGAGGAGGCCACACUGGGGGCCUUCCUCAUCUGCGAGCUGUGCCAAUCCAGCACACAGAGGACAUGGAAAACGAGAUCGACGAGCUGCUGCAGGAGUUCGAGGAGAAGAGUGGCCGAGCCUUCCUGCACACCGUCUGCUUCUACUGAUGCCCCCAUGGCGCCCCUGACUCGCGUUUGCUGCAGGUCUGCUGCUGGAGGACAGUGGCACCCGGAUCAGUUGUACAUAUGAAAUGAGAAGACUGACGGAAAUGCCGUACUGAAGCAAUCAAGUUUUUUCUAUCCCACUUUUAUUGUGAGUGGGAUAUUGAUUAUAAAGAUUUUUUUCUUUAACCAAAAGAAGAAAAAAAAAAACGGUUUAUAGUACGCCCCACCCCACCCCACCCCAAUAUAUGCUUGGCCUUGGUUGUAUGUUUUGUUUUGUUUUGUUUUUCCUUUUUCUUUCCCCAAACCGGCUGGACUGUACAAGCCCCUGAGAGAAGCCCCCGUUAGCAGAGAGGGGCCUGCAGGUGCUCAAUAAACGCACUGCUGGUC
Molecule: messenger RNA, 1342 nt
Organism: Choloepus didactylus (southern two-toed sloth)
Lineage: Eukaryota; Metazoa; Chordata; Mammalia; Pilosa; Megalonychidae
Gene: SSU72
Product: SSU72 homolog, RNA polymerase II CTD phosphatase
Exons: 5
Coding region: 378-1040 (220 amino acids)
Biological process (GO): termination of RNA polymerase II transcription
Cellular component (GO): mRNA cleavage and polyadenylation specificity factor complex; nucleus
Molecular function (GO): RNA polymerase II CTD heptapeptide repeat phosphatase activity
Source: RefSeq, a predicted model, not a curated record